AUGGCUUUGGCUGCUCCUACUAUUGCUCAAUUUGAAUGGACCGUUGACGUUGCAAGAGAAUUAAUUUGUUUAAGACACAAUAAUCAUGACGAUUUUAAAGGGUUUGCCGCUUCUCCCUCACAAUAUCGAAGAAAAUGGUACUCAUUAAAAUAUGGAUACAAAAAUCUCAAGAG
Molecule: messenger RNA, 173 nt
Organism: Funneliformis geosporum
Lineage: Eukaryota; Fungi; Glomeromycota; Glomeromycetes; Glomerales; Glomeraceae
Source: the annotation of a GenBank genome assembly